AUUCUGUAAAAAUAUUAAAAAUAAUAAUAUAAUAAUAAAUUAAUAUAAAUUUUAUUAAUAAAAUUUUAAAAUGUGUAGAAAAGAGGAGUUGUUAUAGUGCCUCAACUGGUUCCUUUAUUUUUACUAAUAAUUAAAUUAUCCAAGAUUCCAAAAAUCGUUUACAUAAUUUUAAUGAAUAAAUUGAGUAAAAUUGUUGAAUUUUGGAAUAAUUUGGAUUUUUGGAUAAUUUGUGGAAUUUGUUAAAAAUUUGGAUAAAAAUUUGGAUAAAAAUGAGUACUACAGAGGAUUCGAUAGAUUUAUCAGAGGUUUGUGUGUUAAGUGACGCGGACGUAAGGGCGAGGAUUAAUAUGAUCGACGCAGAGGUGAAGAUUCUCAAGAGCGAACACACGAGACUUAAAUCGCAACAGAAAAUGAUCCAAGAACGAAUCAAAGAUAACUUAGAAAAAAUACAAUUAAACAAACAACUGCCCUACCUCGUAGCCAAUGUUGUAGAGUUGUUGGAUAUGGACGAGGAAUAUGAAGAGGAAUACGGAUCCGCACAAAACAUCGAAUCUAAACCCAAAGGCAAAUCACUCGUCAUCAAAACCUCAACCAGACAAACGAUAUAUUUGCCUGUGAUUGGUUUGAUACCGCAUACGGAGUUGAAGCCUGGCGAGUUGGUGGGCGUGAAUAAGGACAGUUACUUGGUCCUGGACAAGUUACCGCCUGAGUAUGAUAACCGCGUCAAGGCCAUGGAAGUCUGCGAAAAACCAACCGAAGACUACUCCGACAUCGGAGGUCUCGAUAAACAAAUACAAGAACUCAUCGAAGCCAUUGUGUUACCAAUAACGCAUAAGGAGAAGUUUGAGAAAAUCGGCAUAAAGCCACCCAAAGGAAUACUAAUGCAUGGACCUCCUGGAACCGGUAAAACUCUUCUAGCCAGAGCUUGCGCAGCUCAGACGAAGGCCACGUUUUUGAAGCUUGCGGGGCCGCAGUUGGUGCAAAUGUUCAUUGGCGACGGCGCUAAAAUGGUCCGAGACGCCUUCAAUCUUGCCAAAGAAAAAGCACCCACCAUCAUUUUCAUAGAUGAGAUAGAUGCGAUUGGUACGAAGAGAUUUGACAGUGAGUUGAGUGGCGAUCGUGAGGUGCAGAGGACGAUGUUGGAGCUGUUGAACCAACUUGACGGGUUCAGUACUGACGAUAAAGUUAAAGUUAUUGCUGCCACUAACAGACCUUACACUCUGGAUCCCGCACUACUCAGAUCCGGCAGACUUGACCGCAAAAUCGAACUACCACAUCCCAACGAAGAGGCUAGAGCGCACAUAUUGCAGAUACAUUCGAGAAAGAUGAAUGUGCACAAGGAUACAAAUUACAUGGAACUGUCCAGAUCCACCGAAAACUUCAACGGAGCACAACUUAAAGCGGUAUGUAUAGAGGCUGGAAUGGUGGCGUUGAGGAGAGGAGCUACGGAGUUGGAUCACGAAGAUUUUGUGGAAGGAAUAGCAAUGGUACAAGCGAAAAAGAAAAAUCCACUCAAUUAUCUCACCUAAUUUUUUAUCACUUUUA
Molecule: messenger RNA, 1545 nt
Organism: Theileria parva strain Muguga
Lineage: Eukaryota; Apicomplexa; Aconoidasida; Piroplasmida; Theileriidae
Gene: RPT5A
Product: 26S proteasome regulatory subunit 6A-like protein
Exons: 9
Coding region: 270-1529 (419 amino acids)
Biological process (GO): proteasome-mediated ubiquitin-dependent protein catabolic process
Cellular component (GO): proteasome regulatory particle, base subcomplex
Molecular function (GO): ATP hydrolysis activity; ATP binding; proteasome-activating activity
Source: RefSeq, a predicted model, not a curated record